Closterium sp. NIES-65 is the source of this 834-nucleotide messenger RNA. The record is from the annotation of a GenBank genome assembly. NCBI's taxonomy places the organism in Eukaryota, Viridiplantae, Streptophyta, Zygnematophyceae, Desmidiales, Closteriaceae.
AUGGGCGCCUAUCUCUAUGGGCGCCUAUCUCUAUGGAUCUCUAUGGGCGCCUAUCUUUUUGGGCGCCUAUCUCUAUGGGCGCCUAUCUCUAUGGGCGCCUAUCUCUAUGCGCGCCUAUCUCUAGGGGCACCUAUCUCUAGGGGCGUCUAUCUCGAAGGGCGCCUAUCUCUAGGGGCGCCUCUCUCUAGGGGCGCCUAUCUCUAUGGGCGCCUCUCUCUAGGGGCGCGUGUCUCUAGGGGCGCCUAUCUCUAUGGGCGCCUCUCUCUAGCAGCGCGUGUCUCUAGGGGCGCCUAUCUCUAUGGGCGCCGAUCUCUAUGGAUCUCUAUGGGCGCCUAUCUCUGUGGGCGCCUAUCUCUAUGGGCGCCUAUCUCUAUGGGCGCCUAUCUCUAUGCGCGCCCAUCUCUAGGGGCUUCUAUCUCUAGGGGGUCGCCUGUCUAUAUGGGCGCCUAUCUCUAUGGGCGCCUAUCUCUAUGGAUCUCUAUGGGCGCCUAUCUUUUUGGGCGCCUAUCUCUAUGGGCGCCUAUCUCUAUGGGCGCCUAUCUCUAUGCGCGCCUAUCUCUAGGGGCACCUAUCUCUAGGGGCGUCUAUCUCGAAGGGCGCCUAUCUCUAGGGGCGCCUCUCUCUAGGGGCGCCUAUCUCUAUGGGCGCCUCUCUCUAGGGGCGCGUGUCUCUAGGGGCGCCUAUCUCUAUGGGCGCCUCUCUCUAGCAGCGCGUGUCUCUAGGGGCGCCUAUCUCUAUGGGCGCCUAUCUCUUUGGGCGCCUAUCUCUAUGGGCGCCUAUCUCUAUGGGCGCCUAUCUCUAUGCGCGCCUAUCUCUAGGGGCACCUAUCUCUAG